AUGUCCGCAGAAGAGCAUUCUGAAGAGCACUUCAAGCAGCACUACAGCGAUUCGUAUUUGCAAGCUAAAAGCCGAUUUGAGAAUCUUGAGCGCAAGUUUAGUCGAAAUCCAAAGGUUAAGGAGCAAUACGUGCCUAGCUCGCAAUUACAUGAGUGUAAAUACUUCUUGCCGCACCAUUGCGUAUUGAAAGAGGAGAGUUCUUCCACAAAGUUAAGGGUCGUGUUCAAUGGCUCAGCAGUGACGUCGUCUAGAUUCUCGUUAAAUGCGCUCCUAAUGUCAGGGCCCACAAUUCAGGCGAAGCUUUUCACCACUCUAGUGCGUUUUCGUACAUUUCCUAUUGGAACUACCGGAGACGUUUGUAAGAUGUACCGAUGUGCGCGCGUGCAAGAGCCAGUUUCUCUGUUACAGUGCAUCUUGUGGCGUGAUUCACCCAAAGAUGACAUCCUAGUUUGUAAGCUGGACACGGUCACGUAUGGCACCAAGCCUGCUUCAUUUUUGGCCAUUCGUGCAAUGCAACAACUCGCCAUGGAUGGGUCUUCGUCGUAUCCAUUGGGCUCGAAAGUCGUUUUGCGGGAUUUCAAACCCUUUUAA
Molecule: messenger RNA, 591 nt
Organism: Drosophila obscura
Lineage: Eukaryota; Metazoa; Arthropoda; Insecta; Diptera; Drosophilidae
Exons: 2
Coding region: 1-591 (196 amino acids)
Source: RefSeq, a predicted model, not a curated record